UGCAGUUGGGCCAACUAGAAGUAUGGCAAUACUUUUAUCGCGCAGUACGAAGCGGCUUUUUAGUUCUGUUGCUGAGGAUUUUUAUAAACUAAGUGCACUCGCUUUGAACGGCAAAGAAGUAGAUUUCUCGAAGUACAAAGAUAAAGUAGUUUUGAUCGAAAAUACUGCAUCUUUAUGAGGUACAACCAUCAGGGAUUACACCCAGAUGAACCAGCUUCUGGAAAAAUACCAUUCCAAAGGCCUCUGUGUUCUGGGAUUUCCCUGCAACCAGUUUGGGCAUCAAGAGAAUUGCAAGAAUGGGGAAAUUCUUGAUCUGCUAAAACAUGUCCGACCUGGUAAUGGCUUUGAACCAACAAUUGAAAUGUUCUCUAAAAUCAACGUCAAUGGUGAAGACAGCCAUCCAGUGUUCCAGUUUUUAAAGUCUAACCUGCCAAUGCCUUUUGAUGAAGAGCCAGAUGGCUUGUUCAGUGCCAAUCCUGCUGGCAUUCAAUGGAAACCUUUAUUAAGAAGUGAUGUAAGAUGGAAUUUUGAGAAGUUCUUGGUGGACAAAAAUGGUGUGCCCUAUCGUCGUUAUGGAAAAACAUUCCCCACAAUUGAUUUAGCGAACGACAUUGAAAAACUUCUAAGUCAAUAAUUGAAAAAAAUAUAUUAGUUAUAUCUUAUUGAAGUGUAAAUAGCAAAUUAUUUGAUUAAUGAUAAAACUUUUAGAAACUCUGUGUAAGAGUAGAAAGUUUUGGAAGUUCAAUUUCAAAUAUUAUGUGAAAAUCAUUCAAUAAUAA
Dendronephthya gigantea is the source of this 779-nucleotide messenger RNA. Its product is annotated as glutathione peroxidase 2-like. Lineage: Eukaryota; Metazoa; Cnidaria; Anthozoa; Malacalcyonacea; Nephtheidae. The record is from RefSeq and is a predicted model, not a curated record. Gene Ontology annotation, biological process: response to oxidative stress. The transcript is spliced from 2 exons. Gene Ontology annotation, molecular function: glutathione peroxidase activity.